AGGAAAAUGAACGAUGUCGGUGGGGGACGAAGACGGAGAACCGCUCAGUCCGCUGGCGCGUGUGUUCCAAUCUCCAGGCAGCGACUGCUGCAUCAUCACCAUGAUCGGUUGCAAAACCAAGAUUCAUGCUGAUGCCAUCAAAAAUGGCUUGAAGAAGAAUGUUUCCAGGCAUCCUCGUUUCUCAAGCAAAUUGUCACAUGAUGGUUCAAGUUGGAUCAAUACUCAAGUCAACGUGGAAGACCAUGUAUAUGUAGUAGAUAUAGACCAGAACAAGAUUGGCGACGAUGGGGAAAGCUUCCUUGAGGACUAUGUUUCACGUCUCACAAUGCUUCCUCUUAAUAAAGCAAAGCCUUUAUGGGACAUUCACAUCCUCAACGUGAAAACAUCUGACGCAGAAGCGGUUUGUGUGGUAAGAUCUCACCAUUCGUUAGGAGAUGGAACAUCCCUAAUGUCUCUCCUAGUCGCAUGUACUCAGAAAACAUCACACCUUAGUGCAAUUUCUACUACUUCUGUUAUGAAACGGCGUAGUAAAACGGUCCAUAAAGACAAAGCCCCAUGGUUCUCAUAAGUGAGAUUGAUUUGGAACACUUUCGUGGAUUUCUUGCUUGUCUUGGUGAUUGCUUUGUUCUUGAAGGAUACAAAGAGACCUCUAAAAGCUGAUAUGGAUGUGAAGAGUAAUCCGAAGAAAUUUUGUCACCGAAUUGUUUCAUUGGACGACAUAAAAUUUAUAAAGGAAGCUAUCAAUAUGGUACGUUUAAUGUUUGUUUCUUGAUUAGUAGAUAUAGACCAGAACAAGAUUGGCGACGAUGGAGAAAGCUUCCUUGAGGACUACGUUUCACGUCUCACAAUGCUUCCUCUUAAUAAAACAAAGCCUUUAUGGGACAUUCACAUCCUCAACGUGAAAACAUCUGACGCAGAAGCGGUUUCCAAAACAGGGGAGAAAACAGAGGAGUUGAGGAAGAAGGAGAGGAGAUAAGAGAAAGCAGAGAGGGGAGCACACAGAAACUUUUACGAGUUCAUGCCCUAACCGGUGGGCUACGUCUCGCCGAGCCUAGCUGAGAAUCCACUAAAGAAAAUACAGAGAGUUUACAAUCCAAGAGAAGAACAAGUGACACACUCUACUGCCCUUCACUAGCGUCAAUAGAGCUCACUCUGUUCUAUCUUUUUAUAACCGAGACAAUACAAUAAGCUUAAGCAAACAAGUAUUUCUAUCACUCUCUAACAACUCUUAAGUUUCUCUAACUCCCUCACAAAGCACCCCGGAGCCUUCUUAUAGUGA
Messenger RNA from Thlaspi arvense, 1279 nucleotides. NCBI's taxonomy places the organism in Eukaryota, Viridiplantae, Streptophyta, Magnoliopsida, Brassicales, Brassicaceae. The record is from the annotation of a GenBank genome assembly.